AUGUCGUUUAGAGCAUUGCAGAAAAUUGUUCGAUCGUCUUUAAAAUCUUUUCAUUAUUUGCCCAUCCGAAACAUUCAACACAAUGUGAAAAUAAAAGAACAGUGCUCGAAUCCAGCGUCUCGAGGGUUAGUGCUCGGAGUAUACGCGGACGAAAGUGAUCGACUGGAUAUCGGGGUACUUACUCCGACGGCAGCUAAGUAUAAUGAGGCGUAUACCAGUGGACGACUGCUUGAGCUUCUUCGACUGGCCGGACCGAUGCCGAAACGUGGUGAGGUGAGAAUUUUAUACAAUCUCGAACCAACCUAUUCCGCCGUGGCAGUUUGUGGUCUUGGUAGCGAAUGUCUCGGUUACGAUGAUGUAGAAAAGAUGGACGUAUCGAAGGAAGCAAUCCGUAUCGCAGCAGCACGCGGUUGUCAGGAGUUGCAGAAUUUGGAAGCCAGCCGCAUCUACGUGGAAGACUUUGGUCAUGCGGAAUCCGCCGCGGAAGGAGCCCACAUGGGGCUUUGGGUCAAUCAGGAGCUACGCAGCGUGGAUCAGCGGAAGUUUGUUCCCCAGCUUCAGUUGUACUACGAACCGGAACUACCCUGUGAUUCCAAUGGAUGGCGCAUUGGACUGGCGAAGGCCGAAGCCCAGAACCUUGCUCGGCAACUACAAGAGACACCAUCGAAUCUGAUGACACCUACAACAUUCGCCCAAAACGUCGUUCAAAUUCUCUGCAACUCGGGCGUCAAUGUGGAGGUGAAGGUACGCGGUUGGGCUGAGAAUCAAGGAAUGACAUCCUUCCUGACGGUAGCUAAGGGUUCCUGUGAACCUCCGAUCUUUCUCGAGCUAAGCUAUUACGGUGCAAAAAGUAACGAACGACCGAUUGUACUUAUCGGCCAGGGUAAUACCUUCGACAGCGGCGGCCUUUGCCUAAAACCACUCGAAGCAUUAACGGACAUGCGAGCAGAUAUGACGGGAGCAGCAUGCGUUGUAGCAACCUGCAGGGCGAUUGCCGCCCUCAAGCUGCCCGUAAACAUUCGCGCACUAAUUCCACUUUGCGAGAACAUGAUCGGAUGUAAUGCAAUGAAACCGGGCGAUGUGAUUACGGUCAAGAAUGGCAAGAGUAUCGAGAUUGUGAAAACCAGCAAUGAAGGACCUCUGACACUGGUGGAUGCAUUGCUGUAUGCGGAACACUUUGGCCCCAAGUACAUCGUGGACGUUUCGACUAUCUCGAAAUCCGUGCUGGAAAGCUUCGGAAAAGUUUGUAGCGCCGUCUUCACCAACUCCGAGGACCUUUGGCAACGAAUGCAAAAUGCCAGCAUUCACACGGGCGAUCGAGUAUGGCGGUUGCCAUUGUGGGAUUAUUAUACGCAGCAAAUUUGUUCUGCAGACCACGUGGAUGUGCAGAAUAUUGGUUUGGGUGAGGGGGCGAACAGCUGCAAGUCUGCUGCGCUUCUUCGCGAGUUUCUCCCUUGUGGGCCGUGGCUCCACAUUGACGCGUUGAAUGUAAUGAAGACCAAGGGAACCGACUUUCCGUACAUUCGCCGUGGAAUGGCUGGUCGACCAACGCGCACACUGAUCGAAUUUAUUGCUCAAAGCGUUGUCCAACGCCCGGACUGUGGCAAAGGGAGUUCUACCAAAGAGGUUCAACCAUACCGAUAG
This is a messenger RNA of Anopheles coustani, 1644 nucleotides long. Its product is annotated as cytosol aminopeptidase-like. Lineage: Eukaryota; Metazoa; Arthropoda; Insecta; Diptera; Culicidae. Gene Ontology annotation, biological process: proteolysis. The coding region runs from base 1 to 1644 and encodes 547 amino acids. The record is from RefSeq and is a predicted model, not a curated record. Gene Ontology annotation, cellular component: cytoplasm. Gene Ontology annotation, molecular function: manganese ion binding; metalloaminopeptidase activity. The transcript is spliced from 2 exons.